AUGGAGCUGGGGCGCCAGCACUUGCGGGGCUUCAGCCUGGGCGCCAGCUUGGUGGCCGCCGCCCUCUUCCUGCUGCGCGAGCCGAGCCUGCGCCAGGCCUUUCCAGGAGCUGCGCCGGAGCUCCAGAAGAUCCCCAUGGCGUCGCCGGAGCCGACGGCUUCAGAAGGCGACGAGCAGGAAGGCACGGAAAGUUUCACGCCGAGCACAUCGACGCCAGAAGGAGGCAACGACCUGGGGCCAACUGCCGGCGGAUCGCCCGUGACGCCGGAAUCGGAACUUCAGCCAAGGCAGCCGGAGCAGAGCCCUUUGAAGGCAGCGUCGAAGCACCGGUGCGGCGCAGAGUUCAUGACCGCGCCCUGCGACAUGUUCAGUUUCAUCGACCAUGACAUGAAGAAGUGGGGGGACAGGAGCAUCCACAACGGCCAGGUCAGGCUUGCAGACAAGCAGGACAAAAACCAAGCCCUGCUGGGCAGCUUCCAUGGUCGCCUUUACCUGGUCUACAAGCAGAAUGUGCGCAAGGAUCUGGAGUUCGGGGCCUUUUGGAAGACCCUGCAGCUGCUGAGCGCCGUUGCGGAGUCCCACCCUUUGGACACGGAGUUCUUGGUCCACAGCUCCGACGUGCCGGUGGAGCCACGCGCCGCGCACCGCUGCGAUCAGGCGGAGCGCUGUGUCUUCUCCACCAGCAGCGGGCCCCGCUUCUGCGACCUCUCGCUGCCUCCCGGGGUGCGGCCCUUCCUGACCGACGAAGGCGGAGACGUGGCCUACGCCGAAAAGCGGAACCUGGGCUUCUGGCGGGGCUCCAUUUGGCCGGCGCGGCGCUGUACAAACGACUGGCGGCGGAGCCCGCGAGUCCUGAUGUGCCAAGAGAGUCUGAAGCACCCGGAGGUGCUCAACGCCUCGCUAGGGGGCUUGGACUGCGGGCGCAAGGAGCCCCCGGAGCUGUGCAAGCUGAUCCAAAGCUGGCGGCCCCAUCGCGUGCCCUUCGACGAGCAGCUGAAGUAUCGCUUUCUGCUCACCUCCACGCCCGCGUGCACCUACACGGGCCGCGUGAGCCGGUUCCUGAACUCCAACUCGGUGGUGGCGAUGUUCUCCAACGGAAAGGAGGCGGUGGGCCAAGUGCUGCACGCUGCCUUUGAGGAAGACGUGCACUUCAAGUACGUGCACGCCGGCAGCUUCGUGGAGGAGGUGCGACAGAUGCAGCGUGACUGGGAGAAGUUGGAGGAGCUGAGCGUGAACGCCCGGCGGAAAUGGUCAUGGGCCACGCACCACGAGACGGUCACCUGCUACAUGUACGAGCUCCUGACGCGUUACACCCGGAAGCUGGCCUAUGUGCCCUCCACCCAUGGCACCAUCCAGGCGCUGCUGCAUCACAGCGCCCCAGCGGAUACUCUCGCAAAGCCCUGGGUGGAGGGCGCCGAGAUCAGGGCCUCAGGUAACAUGCUGGUGGAGUCCUGGCCCCUGAAGGCCAAGGUGGCCCGAGAUUGGGCGCGCGACUGCGCUGAUGUGCGCGCCCGGAUGCCGCCCUGCGGGACGGAGCUGUUCUCCUCACUCAGAUUCCGCCUGCCAGGUUCCUUGGGCUUGUUCUGGGAAGCCACCGGAAGCAAUCAGAACCCGUGCCCACAGGACGAGAAGAUGCAGGGCAAGGCUUUGUUCCAAAAGGCCUAUUGGCUGUUCAGGAGACACCUUUCCGGGGAAGAUGGUUGUGCCUUCUUGUACCGAGGAGCGCCAGAGAUGCAGACGCAGACUUCCCUCAUCUCGCGCGCGAGCUGCCACCGCUGCAUGUGGAUCUCCAGCGUGGCCCUCGCCGUGCUGCUGUUCUUCAGCCGAGCGACGGACGGAAGACCGGGGCCAGGCGAGAUUGCCGAGAGCUGGGGACUGGCGGUGUCAGAGACCAACCGCUCAGGGCCGCCGCCGCUGCUAAAUGCGGAGGAGAGCAACGAGAGGAGUCACAAGCCAGAGGAGGAAGAGGAAGAGCAGAAGGAAGAGGAGGAGGAGGAGGAGGAGGAGGAGGGCGAGCCGCACAAUUCCACGGACGGCGUGGUUUCACCGGCGCUGGACGAGCAACCGGCGCACCCCGUGGGCACGAGGUGCGGCGCGGAGUUUCUGCAGGCGCCCUGCGACCUCUUCAGUUUCAUCGACUUCGACCUCGCGAAGUGGAAAGAUAGGAGCGUGUCGCCGCAGUGGGUGGACCUCCAGGGCUCCCUGGACCCCAGGGAACUGGAUCGCAAGGACGCGCUGGUAGGCAGCUUCGGGGGCCAAGUCUUCUUGGCCUACUCCCCCCUGGUGAAGCUGGACAUUGGCCCGGUGCAGGAGGCCUUGCAGCAGCUCCAGAAGGUGGCGGCGCAGGCGGAGCUCGACACCGAGUUUGUGGUGCACACCUCCGAUAUCCCGGUGGUGGCCAGGCAUCGACGAUGCGACGUCCGCGGCUGCGAGGGCAAGCGGAUCAUCUUCUCCACCAGCAGCGGGCCCCGGUUCUGCGACCUGGCGCUGGGGCCGGGGGUGCGGCCGCCCAUCAGUAUGCGCCGGGCCGACCGGGACGUGGCCUAUGAGGACAAGCUGAACCUCGGCUUUUGGCGGGGCACUGUGGGCCCUGCUGCGCGCUGCGGGCAUUGGAAGAAGUCACCCCGGGUGCGCAUGGUGCAGGAGAGUCAGAGACAUCCCAGCGUGCUCAACGCCUCCCUAGGCAAAUUGGAUUGCUCGCGCCCCCGCGACUUGUGCGACCUGGUGAAGAAGUGGAAGCCGAACCGCGUGCCGAACGACCAUCAGUUCAAGUACCGGUUCCUCCUCACCUCCACGCCUUCCUGCACCUACACCGGCCGCGUCACCGAGUUCCUGUCCUCGAACUCCGUCGUGGCCAUGUUCUCCAACGGAAGGGAUGCCGUGGGCCAAGCCUUGCACGCGGCCUUCCAAGAGGAUCUCCACUUCAAGUAUGUCCAUGAAGACAAGUUCGUCGAGGAACUCCAGGCGAUGCAGGUGGAAUGGCGCUCGCUGGCUCAGCUGCCAAAGCGGGCGGUUCAGAAGUGGACUUGGGCCACCAGCGAGGUUGCAGUCACCUGCUACAUGUGGCAGCUGAUGGUGGGCUAUUCCAAGAAGUUAUCGUAUCAGCCUUCCGUCUCCGGCACCAUCCACCAGCUUCUUCGUGUCGCCAAAGCUGCGCGCGACCGGAAGCCCCUCAUCGCCGAUGCCCGGAUCUCCUCCGCCCAUUUGGGGAAACGCGAGUACAUCCUGGAGCAGUGGCCCGUUGGCCGCGCCCGCGCCGGUUCCUCGGACGCUCUGCGCCGCCUCUGCGCGAAGCACCGAGCCGAGAUGCCGCCCUGAAGCGCCGGGGCGACCCUGGAAUCAAGGUCGCA
Messenger RNA from Effrenium voratum, 3350 nucleotides. NCBI's taxonomy places the organism in Eukaryota, Dinophyceae, Suessiales, Symbiodiniaceae. The record is from the annotation of a GenBank genome assembly.